GUGCGAUCAGACUUAUUUACUGUGCCCUUAAAACCCAGGUAGACAAAAUUAAACAGGGAAGAAAAUCGAAGACGAAGCAAAAGCAAAAUGGGACGGAAGAACUGAGGAGUUGGUGAGAUUUGAUUCAUCGUUCCUGCUUGAUCUUGGUGAAUUCUGAGCUGAAUCGUCGUUCUUCGCCAUGGCUGCACCGUUUUUCUCAACGCCGUUUCAGCCCUACGUGUACCAGAGUCCACAAGAUGCUAUGAUACCGUUUCAAAUUCUGGGUGGUGAAGCUCAAUUGGUGCAGAUAAUGUUGAAGCCGGAAGAAAAGGUUAUAGCAAAGCCUGGUUCAAUGUGCUUCAUAUCCGGGUCGAUCGAAAUGGAAAAUGUUUUUGUUCCUGAAAAUGAAGUAGGGGUGUGGCAGUGGCUUUUUGGCAAGACAGUGAGUAGCAUAGUUUUUCACAAUAACGGUCAAGGCGAUGGGUUUGUUGGAAUUGUUGCACCUUCUCUGGCCAGAAUUCUCCCGAUUGAUUUGGCAAUGUUUGGCGGAGAGAUUUUGUGCCAGCCAGAUGCAUUCCUUUGUUCCGUUAAUGAUGUUAAAGUCAGUAAUACCGUUGACCAAAGGGCUCGUAAUAUUAUUCCUGGUGCAGAGGGUUUUGUAAGACAGAAGUUAUCUGGCCAAGGGCUUGCAUUUAUAAUUGCAGGUGGAUCUGUUGUACAGAAAAAUCUUGAUGCGGGCGAGGUACUAUCUGUUGAUGUUUCUUGUAUAGCAGCUGUGACUGCAACAGUCAACAUCCAAAUCAAAUACAAUGGGCCCAUGAGAAGAGCAGUGUUUGGUGAAAACUAGCAGUAUCAUAGCGGUUCUUUUCAAUAUGACCAGAUCAAUAGAAACAAGGGAUCUCUUCUGCGGUGGAAAUGCUUUGUAAAUUUCUUUUUUCUUUUGGAAGGAUGUACUGUAAAUUUAGAUAGUGGGCGUUUUACAUGUACUCGAGCAAUUAUAUGCAGGUUGUUUUUCCUUUUCUUGGUUCAUUCCUUGCUCAUAAGAUGAUAUUUUGGUAACAUUUUUGUUUCUUUUU
Rosa chinensis is the source of this 1055-nucleotide messenger RNA. RefSeq lists its product as uncharacterized. The transcript has 9 exons. The coding region runs from base 179 to 826 and encodes 215 amino acids. The record is from RefSeq and is a predicted model, not a curated record. NCBI's taxonomy places the organism in Eukaryota, Viridiplantae, Streptophyta, Magnoliopsida, Rosales, Rosaceae.